CUUUCUUACACUCGUACGGCUACACGGCUCGCUCUUCCUCUUGUCUACGAGAGACCAACACUGUGAGAACGCAAUAUGGCUGAUGCAUCUGACGCGCAUACACCCACCGCAGAGGGGGAGGACAUCGAUCUAGAAGGCUACGACGGCUCAGAACUGGAGGAGAUCAAAGCCCGCAUGCGGCUGAUGGAAGAAGAAGCAGCGACACUCCGGUCCCUGCAGGCUGACGCGCCAGUACGCGCCCCUUCUGCACAGGACGGCGCUGGUACUCCCGUUCCUGCGCCGAAGGAGGGGGAACCGAAUGGCGAACACGAGGAGAUACAGGUUGAGGGAGAGGCACAGGAAGAUGUUGACAAGCGGUCGGUGUAUGUUGGGAAUGUGGACUACUCAGCCACACCGACGGAUAUAUCAAACCAUUUUGCGAGCUGUGGACAGAUAAACAGGGUCACGAUCGUCUGCGACAAGUUUAGUGGGCAUCCUAAGGGGUUUUGUUAUAUCGAGUUUGCGGAACCGGAGACGGUGCAGAACGCGUUGUUGCUGAAUGAAAGCAUGCUCUGCGGGCGGAUAAUCAGCGUAGUAGCAAAACGCACCAACAUCCCCGGGUUCAACCGGCGAGGAAGAGGACGCGGAGGGUACAGAGGCGGCCAUCCUCGGGGGGGAUACGGGUACUCUCCCUACUCCCGGGCAAGGGGGCGGGGCAGGGGAGCGUGGAGGGGUUGAGCGGUGAUUGAUGGGGAGAGACGUAAAAAACCCGCUACUGAAGUAACGGGGCUGUAUUGUUCAACCAUGGGAGGCUGGGGAGAGGAAGAUGUUGAUGUUGAUGUUGAUGUUGCUGUUGCUGUUGAUGCCUACUUACUGCC
Molecule: messenger RNA, 857 nt
Organism: Dacryopinax primogenitus
Lineage: Eukaryota; Fungi; Basidiomycota; Dacrymycetes; Dacrymycetales; Dacrymycetaceae
Product: RNA-binding domain-containing protein
Exons: 6
Coding region: 76-717 (213 amino acids)
Molecular function (GO): RNA binding
Source: RefSeq, a predicted model, not a curated record